UCUCGUCGUGCGGACUGCCCAGGUUUGGGGUGAAUUCUCCGAGAUAAACAGUGGUGUGCCGAUACACGUCCUGGAUCUGCUGUGAUGCAUGCGAAGAUCAGAGGGCCACUGCCCGCUGGCAACUCUACCUCCCCACGGCAAUACCGUAGCCAUGAUGGAAACGGACGAACCGAACCUAGGACGGGACUUCUCGAUAGACUGCGGAGUAGCUCCUUGAAGCCAUGCCAUAGCUAUUCGAACCCAUCGUUGCUCGCAUUUGGCGGCCUCGCCGGCGCCGCGAUUAAAGGUUUGACUCUACCUUUCGGAUUCCGGUUUGAGUUUCCCACCGAAACCUUACGAGUAAGCUUUGACUUAUACAUAGCGGGUCCUGGCUUUUUUGGCGCUUUGUCAACUUUUCCACGUGGCAACGUGCCUUUUCCCGGCUGCCAGAGACGGAGGACCAAAGAUAGCAACAGUACGCGAUCAUGUGCAACAAUCAUGUCGAUUCAGCUAGCAGUGUCCCUACCUGUAGAGGACUUUAUGAAGAGAUCGUACGCUACAGUACGCCUUGAAGCAUGCGAGCCAUGGCUUUCUGGACGAAAUAUCACUCGAACACGCAGCCUGCAUGCUUCUGGUCUUUAGAUAUAUGAGUAGGAUACAGAGUCAAGAGCCGCUCGAAUGAAUCAAAAGUUCCGGCUGCCCCGUAGGAUGAGGAUUCUUUGUAGCGGUUUAGUCAGGGUCUUAGAAAGCUAACAUAAAGUCCAGACGGUGGCGCUAGCUAGCAAACUUUAAAUCCGCGAAAGUUUACCUUGACAGGCACCACACAGCUACCCCAAAGCUUCCAUGAUCAGCUAGAGUUUCUAGAGUAUUGAAUCCAGAAGCCUCGAUAAUGCGUCGUCCACGUCUGAGAACAUGGUCCAGGCCAUCAUGAUUGCAGAUUCGGUACUACCGAUGAGCGCAGACAAGUGUAGGCGGAGGUUCAGCAUUUGGCAGCAGU
Messenger RNA from Didymella exigua CBS 183.55, 976 nucleotides. RefSeq lists its product as uncharacterized. The transcript has a single exon. The record is from RefSeq and is a predicted model, not a curated record. NCBI's taxonomy places the organism in Eukaryota, Fungi, Ascomycota, Dothideomycetes, Pleosporales, Didymellaceae. The coding region runs from base 85 to 621 and encodes 178 amino acids.